Molecule: messenger RNA, 1360 nt
Organism: Betta splendens (Siamese fighting fish)
Lineage: Eukaryota; Metazoa; Chordata; Actinopteri; Anabantiformes; Osphronemidae
Product: olfactory receptor 51E1-like
Exons: 1
Coding region: 192-1148 (318 amino acids)
Biological process (GO): G protein-coupled receptor signaling pathway
Cellular component (GO): membrane
Molecular function (GO): olfactory receptor activity; G protein-coupled receptor activity
Source: RefSeq, a predicted model, not a curated record
GCUUUAGGAAUUCAUUACUGCACACACAUUGGCUCCAGGUCCCAUGUUUCCAACGUCAUUACUGGGAUAAGAAUAUAAAACGCUUACACAUCAUGUAAAGGAUGAACAGAUUGCUUUUUUCAACAAAUAGCACUAUUUUAAUAAUGUAUUGUGCAGUAUAAAAAUGAAAGGCAACAAACUCUCAUUUUGACAUGGGUAAUAUAUCAGUGAUUACUAUACUUAUACUCUCUGGGUUCAACGGCACAGCAAACUACAGAAUCACUCUUUUUACUCUCACUUCAUUGUGUUAUUGUAUCAUAUUGUUGGCGAAUUUGACUAUAAUUAUUACAAUAAUUGUGGAUAAAAGCCUUCAUGAGCCCAUGUACAUCUUCUUGUGUAACCUGUGCAUCAAUGGACUUUAUGGAACCGUUGGAUUUUAUCCCAAGUUCCUGAAUGAUCUGCUGCUUUCCACUCAGGUCAUCUCUCAGGCUGGAUGCCUUCUGCAGGGUUUUGUCUUACACUCCUCAGCUGGUGCUGAUUCUUCUCUUCUCGCUCUAAUGGCCUAUGACAGAUAUGUGGCCAUAUGUCACCCUCUGGUUUAUCACUCUGUGAUGACUAAACAAAGGAUUAGUGUGUUAGUAUUCUUGGCUUGGCUUCUUCCUUUGUAUUUGCUGUUAAUGAGCACAGUCACAUCAAUAUCAACGUUGUGUGGCUCCAUCAUACCAAAGAUCUAUUGUGUUAACUAUUUAGUUUCUAAUCUUGCUUGUUCUCCAUCCAUAGCAAAGGAUAUUAUUCCAGUUAUUAAUUACUCUUUUUAUGUUUGUGAUGCAGGUUUUGUUGUUUGGACUUAUAUCUAUAUGAUCAAGACCUGUUUAAAAUCCACUGAGAACAUGAAUAAGUUUAUGCAGACGUGUGUACCACAUGUGUGUGCUGUAAUGGUUUUCAGUCUGUCUUUGCUUUUUGAUUUGUUGUACAUGAGAUUUGGUUCUAAAGAUUUAUCACAGCAUGUCCAGAACUUCAUGGCAAUGGAAUUUCUUGUUAUUCCUCCAAUCAUUAAUCCGCUAAUUUAUGGUUUCAAAUUCACAAAAAUAAGAAAUCGAAUUCUGUUUGUGGACAAAGUUUUCAGACCAAAGUUGCAAAGUAAAAAACAAUCACUCUGUCAUUUGUAAAUUACCAGCAUUUACACAGUGGCCAGGACAGAAAAGGCAGAGGAAAUACAGUAACAAUGGCCUUGCACAACAACCACUUACAGUACAGUACAGAUCACAUUUGUUAUUAAGUGCUACAUGUACAUAAGAAAAAGAUCGUUGUGAUUUCAGGACCUCCUCUCAUUAUAACUCAUGUUUCAUGUUGUUGAACGGUGUCUGUAGCUUAAAGUAUG